CAGUUUCAGGAAAAACACGGACAGGAUUAUUUGGAAUCUUGAGAAUAAUUAGUGAAAAAUGAGCCGAAUCUACCAUAACAUCUCUUUAAAAAACAAACCAGUACACAAUGAGAAAUAUGACCGUGUGUGGUCACCCGGAUCUCAUGAAAGUGGUCCUGGAGUAAUUCUUGAAGGAACGCUUGUUGAUGUUUCAAGACAUGCACUGACUGACGUCAACAAUCAGAAGGUUCGUUACCAUGUGCUCUAUGUCAAACCUCGACGCAUCCAUCGCAGGAAGUAUGACCCGAGUGGGAAGGAGAUAGAACCAAACUUCAGUGACACCAGAAAGGUCAACACUGGCUUCCUCAUGUCCUCCUACAAGGUGGAAGCUAAAGGGGAGUCAGACAUCCUGUCAGAGGAGCAGCUGUCAGCACUGAUACGUAAAGCCGAGCUGGUGAAGGUAACUGACAAGCACAGACCUGACGGCACAUGGGCCUUCUGGUACCCGGAAUGCGAAAUGGAGAAAACUGAGCUCGAGACUGAAACAGACAUUCGACUGAAGACUAGAGGAAACAGCCCUUUUAUAUUCUCCUUGGCUAAAGUAGAUGGUGGCACCGUGUCCAAGUGUAAUUUUGCUGGAGAUGAGAAUACUGGAGCAUCUUGGACAGACAAGAUUAUGGCCAACAAAACUGGAGGAGCUGACACUCAGAACACCGGAGAUGAAGGAGAGGGACCUCAGGACGAUGAAUGGGAUGACUAAAGAGAAAUCAUCAUCAUCUUGGAGCUUUUGGCCCAUCUCCAGAUUGAACUGCUUCAACUUCAGCCUGAUGUCUUGGAUCAAAUUGCUUUGGUAUACAAGACACCAAACUUAUUGCACAUGUGGCCUUGGUUUGAAUCAUUCCCAUGAGUAAAACUGACAAAG
This is a messenger RNA of Hippocampus zosterae (dwarf seahorse), 901 nucleotides long. It is a transcript of the gene arpin, whose product is annotated as actin related protein 2/3 complex inhibitor. The record is from RefSeq and is a predicted model, not a curated record. Gene Ontology annotation, biological process: negative regulation of actin nucleation. The transcript has 6 exons. Bases 59 to 739 code for a protein of 226 amino acids. Lineage: Eukaryota; Metazoa; Chordata; Actinopteri; Syngnathiformes; Syngnathidae.